This is a messenger RNA of Xenia sp. Carnegie-2017, 3215 nucleotides long. RefSeq names its product protein argonaute-2-like. Gene Ontology annotation, molecular function: protein binding; RNA binding. The transcript is spliced from 19 exons. Lineage: Eukaryota; Metazoa; Cnidaria; Anthozoa; Malacalcyonacea; Xeniidae. The coding region runs from base 385 to 2934 and encodes 849 amino acids. The record is from RefSeq and is a predicted model, not a curated record.
AAAAGUUAUCAAAUGUUUAGUUUAGAAAUUAUUUUAAAUGUUUUGGUGCCUGGAUCAACCUAUCGCAUCUUUAUAAAAAUAUAAAAAUUUAGUUAAAAACUUUCCAUCUACUGUAUUAUAUAUCAUCUUUUGUCGACGACAUAAUUUUUCAAUUGCAUUUCAUUUGGUUCAAUGGUUGUUGUAGUUGGGCCACACACAACAAGUGAGACAUGCGUUAUUUUAGAGGAUGGAAAAGAGCAGAGCUUCAUUGGCAAAUGCAAUUGCUGUAAAUUUGCAGUACUUUCAUCAUUACUUCUUCGGUAAUGGUGGUUCUUUUAAAUUGGCAUAAUUUUUUUUAUGAAAUUGAAAACCUAAAAUGCUUUGAAUUUGGAUAUUGUACAUGGAAUGGCUGGUCUACAAGAGAACAAACUACCAGCAGACACUAUAGUGCCACCAAGAAGACCGGGAUAUGGUACAAAAGGACGUGAAAUUGAGCUUCAAGCCAACUUUUUCGAGUUAUGUUUACCUAAAGGUGACAUGCACCAUUAUGAUGUUGCCAUUAUACCAGAUAAAUGUCCCAGAGUUGUGAAUCAUGCUGUUGUUCAAGCAAUGGUUGAAAAAUAUAACAGAAUGUUUGGUGGUCAGAAACCAGUCUUUGAUGGUAGAAAGAACUUGUAUAGUCGUAGUCCAUUGCCAUUUGAUAAAGAAAAAAAGGAAUUCAUUGUUACCAUUCCUGGUGAGAAUGAUCAAGAAAGGCAUUUCAAGGUUACAAUAAAAUGGGUGACUUUUGUCAGUAUGUUUGUAUUGGAAGAAGCUUUGAAAGGUCGUUUGAAAAUGAUUCCAUUUGACUCCAUACAAGCUCUUGAUGUUGUUCUGCGAUAUUUCUUAUCUUCUCAGUAUAUUUCUGUUGGCCGUUCAUUUUUCUCUCCACCAGUUACAAAUUUGAAUUCUUCUAACUUGGAAUGUGGUCGGGAAGUUUGGUUUGGCUUUCAUCAGAGUGUCAGACCUUCACAAUGGAAAAUGUUGGUGAAUAUUGAUUCAUCUGCCACUGCAUUCCACAAAGCAAUAUCAGUCGUCAACUUUUUCUUGGAAAUAACUGGUAUUAAUUCACAGCGAUUGUUAAAUCCACUUUACAUUGUUCAUGAAGAGGAUCGCAACAAAUUCACAAAAGAAAUAAAAGGUUUGAAGGUUCAAAUAAAUCAUUGUGGAGAAGUACGACGAAAAUACAGAGUAUUUACGGUGACUCGUGAACCUGCAAACAAGCUCACUUUUCCUAUGACACUUGACAACAAAGUCACCCAAGAGAUCACUGUGGAAAAAUAUUUUUAUGAAAAAUAUAAGAUUAAUUUAAUAUACGGACAUCUUCCAUGUCUUCAAGUUGGUCAGCCUUAUAAACAAACCUUCCUACCUUUUGAAGUGUGUUCUAUUGUUCCUGGUCAGAGAUGUACAAAGAAACUGACUGACAAACAGACAACGAAGAUGAUUAAAUGUACCGCAAAACCUGCUCCAGACAGACAACAAGAAAUACUUGGCCUGAUGAAUCAAGCAAAUUUUUCAAACGAUGAGCAUUGUCGAGAAUUUGGUAUAACCGUUCAUCAACGCAUGGUAUCAGUGACUGGUCGUAUUUUACCUCCACCGAAGUUGGUGUUUGGUGGACAGGAAAAAGUUAGAGAGGUUCCUCGAAACGGUGUUUGGAUGAUGAAGGGAAAACAAUUAUUUCAUGGUGUAGAAGUUAAGGAAUGGGCUUUGAUAUGUUUUGCUCCUCCAAGAAAAUGUAACGAAGAUCACAUGCGAAAUUUUACGCAGAAACUUGUGAGAAGUGGAAAUGAGUCAGGAAUGCCCAUUGCUUAUCAACCAUGUUUUAUGCGAUAUGCUAGACAUGAGAAAGAUGUUGGACAAUUGUUUACAUUUAUCAAAUCUUCUUUCAAAGACAUACAGUUGAUUAUUGUCAUUCUAAAUGGUAAAAGCAUGGUAUACGCUGAGGUAAAACGUAUCGGUGACACAUUCAUUGGUGUUGCAACACAAUGUCUUCAGUUGAAAAAUGUUUUGAACACAAGUGGACAAACAUUGGCAAAUCUUUGUUUGAAAAUUAACGUGAAACUUGGUGGAAUAAAUACGAUAUUGGCUCCUGAGAUCAGACCUCCAUUUUUUAAACAACCCGUCAUAUUCUUCGGUGCUGACGUCACCCAUCCGACAGCCGGUGACGAGAAAAAACCUUCAAUCGCUGCAGUUGUUGGUAGCAUGGAUGCACAUCCAAGCAGAUAUAGUGCAUCUGUUCGAGUUCAAAAUCACAGACAGGAAAUCAUUGGUGAGCUAUCGUCAAUGGUUCGUGAAUUAUUGAUUCAAUUUUAUCAAGCCACAAAUCAUAAACCAUGUCGGAUUAUUUUUUAUCGUGAUGGUGUCAGUGAAGGACAAUUUGAUCAAGUUUUAUCACACGAGUUGAAGGCAGUCCGAGAGGCUUGUUUGAAAUUGGAGUCUGGGUACAAGCCAGGAAUAACAUUUAUUAUUGUUCAAAAACGUCAUCAUACUAGAUUGUUUUGCGUUAAGAAAGAAGAUCAGUGUGGUCGUAGUGACAACAUUCCCCCCGGGACUAUGGUUGAUGUUGGUAUCACUCACCCUACUGAGUUUGAUUUUUAUCUUUGCAGUCAUUUUGGAGUGCAGGGUACAAGUCGACCAUCACAUUAUCAUGUACUAUGGGACGAUAAUAACUUUACAGCUGAUGAUAUUCAGUCGUUGACAUAUCAGUUGUGUCAUACGUAUGUACGUUGUUCUCGAUCCGUUUCAAUUCCAGCUCCUGCAUUUUAUGCUCACUUAGUCGCUUUUCGUGCAAGAUAUCAUUUACAAGAAAAAGAUUCCGCAUGUUCAGCCGAAACAAAGAGGGAAUUUUCUGCCGAAUUUCAAGCACAUGCUGUUCAAGUCCAUCGAAACUCUUUAAAGUAUAUGUAUUUUGCUUAAAACCAAGUUUGGUUUUGGUCAACAAAAAUUUUUUCUUAAAUGAAUUUUUUUAAAUAAGUUUUUAAAACAGGUAAAAUAUCAUAAGUACGAAUUGUAUAAAUUAAAUAACGAAUUGCUAGUCUUAGAAAAAAAUGCCAUUUUCAAAUAAUGGUAGUCGAGGUUAUUCUUUACCUGGAGAAAAUUUUAAACUCCAACUGUAAAAGUCAUCUUAUGAACUUGGUGUACAACAAUUUAUAAAAUUCAAGACGUGAAAUAUUUUAAUAAGUCAUAUUUCGACUCUA